AUGUCUCAGCCUGACAGCCGAGCAAGGGCAAAGUCCAUUGGUCACUACAUUUUAGGAAAAACAAUUGGAGAGGGCACUUUCGGAAAAGUCAAGCUUGGCACGCACAUCUUGACCAGCGAACGUGUCGCUGUUAAGAUCCUCGAGAAGGAGAGGAUUGUCGAAGUUGCAGAUGUGGAGCGGGUUGCGCGUGAGGUGCACAUUUUGAAGCUCAUCCGGCACCCGCACAUUGUUCAGCUGUAUGAAAUCAUUGAGACGCGCCGUCAACUAUAUCUUAUUAUGGAGUACGCGAGUGGUGGAGAGCUGUUUGACUACAUUGUCACGAAAGGGCGCGUGCCGGAAUUGGAGGCAUGCCGCUUCUUCCAUCAGAUCAUUGCCGGCUUGGAGAAGGAUCAAAAUACCUCUGCUUUGUACAAGAAAAUUCUGGCUGCGGACUACAAAACGCCCAAGUUCAUCAGUGAGGCCGUGCGUGACCUCAUCGCGAGGCUGCUCACCACGGACCCCACGCGUCGCUACAACGUUCCAGAUGUGCGUGCGCACCCUUGGUAUUGCCAAAUUCCAGAGGCUUCUACACCAGUUCCAGAUGAUAGAGUGGAACAAGGCGAGAAGCAAGAACACAAGCUGGAGGAGGUGCCCGGAGAAGAUGGAGCCGAGACUGAAGAGGCUGCUGAGCUCAAGAAACAGGGGAAUGCUGCUUACGCUCAAAACGACAUUGAGGAGGCUGUACGGCUUUGGAAUCGAGCCAUCCGGAAGCAUGUGCAGGAGCUUUCAGACGGAAAGUCCUGCGAUGAGGAAGCUACAAUGCUAGAAAAGUCAAUUUAUCUCAAUCUGGCACAGGGCUAUUUGAAGCUUGGUGAUGGCGAACGAGCCCUUCGAGCUUGUAAGGUGGUGCUGUAUACAGACCAACAGAAUGCAAAAGCAAGAUAUCGAGCAGCUGAAGCCUGUGCACAGCUGGAGCGCUUUGACGAAGCGGAGCAGCUGUUGUCCCAACUCGAGCUGCCGGAGGCAUCUAAAUUGCUGCAGAGAAUCCAAGCCAAGCGGCAAGCACAAGCUGCCAAAGAUAGUAAACAGGAAGCUGCUGCAAGGAAGAAGCUGGCUGCGAAGAUGAGUGCUGGCCUUGCAGGUUUCUCUGAGGACAAACCUGAACCGGUUCCACAGGAGGCACUAAGGGCACCCAUGGCAGACCUGGGUACAGUUUCAAACAUGACUGAUGUGUCUGUGGAAGCCGCAGAGGCAGCCAAGAACCGCCUGGCACGCCUAGAAGCUGCCGCUGCAGGGGAAAGACCUUUGCCUGAGCCCACCUACACAGACUUUGAGUCCUUUCGUGCGAAGGCCAUGAAACGAUCCCAGACUUACACUAUGGCGGCAGAACGAAGCCGCAAGCAAACUGAGGCAUCUCAGCGUUCUGUGCGACUCGACUGGCUGCGUCAGGGCCAUACAGGCCACUUGGAAGACUUCACUUCUGUCCUGGAAGAGGAGCUUCAUGACAUUCAGGCGCAAGAAGCCGAACAAAAGCAAGCAGAAUGCGAUGAUCUGGUUGGCACAGGAAGUGCAGACAUGGAUGACAUGGACGAGAUGGAUUGA
Molecule: messenger RNA, 1581 nt
Organism: Cladocopium goreaui
Lineage: Eukaryota; Dinophyceae; Suessiales; Symbiodiniaceae
Source: the annotation of a GenBank genome assembly